CCUUCCCCCCCGUCGGAACCGGCGGCCGAACCUCCGCGUUAAUUGAUCGCUAAUUGGGUUGCCGGGCAUGGCGGCGCGGGGCGGCCCCGGGCGCCGGGGACUGGCGGGCACGUCCCCGUCCCCGGUCACGUCCCCGGUCACCACGCUGGCCCGGGACAUGGGCAAUCUGGCGGGGCUGGGCAGCCCCUGGGACACCCCGAAGCAUGGGGUAGCCUCGGCCCCCUCCCGGGACUCCGUCUCCUCCGAGGCCAUGGACGCGGGAGUGGGGCUGGACUCCCCCGGGGAGGAGGACCCCACGGCGCUGGAGGAAGCCUUCGAGAAAGCAGUGCUGGAGUGCAGGAGAGCUCUCAAAGACAACAAGUUCUUUAUCCAGAGGAUCAGCUCCUUGCCGACACAGCUCCAGGGGUCCAGCCCGGUCCUGAGGAACAUCUCCCACUCCCGGGAGUUCAACAGCCGCAGGGCCAGCGAGGACGGGGGCCGGAGGGAGCCUGAGGACAAGGAAGGGUUUGUCUUUAAGAAGCCGCAGAGGCCGGGUCAGCGCAGCCAGCUUCCUGCCAGCGAUGGGGCUGCGGGCAGGGACUCCUUCGCCCAGAGACCCGGCUCCGCACCCAGCCUGCUGUUUGACACCCCAGAGAAGGAGAAUGUCCCCAAAGGAGAGAGCCCCAUCAUACUGCGCCGGUGCUCCUUGACCUCCUCCAUGUCUGAGGAGGAAGAUGAUGGCUUCAUGGAGAUCCUGGAUGAUGAGGAGAUGAAGAGCAACGCUGAUGUGCCACAGGGGAUGGAGAACCUGCUGACCGCACCACUGGUGAGGAAGGAGGAGACAGAGCUGUGUCGCACAAAGCGCAGCAAGUGCCGGCAGCUCUUCCGCUCGCCCUCGAUGCCCAGCAGCGUCAUCAGGCCCAUCCUGAAGCGGAUAGACCGGCCCCAGGACAAGGACACCCCUGUGAAGGCCAAGCGGCGGAGGAGUGUGGCUGGUACCCCUGGCGAGGAGGCGGCAGAGCCGAAGGCACGGCUGCUGCGUUCUAAGUCCUUCUGCCAGGAGGAGAUCGAGAACCUGCUGGCCAACGACCACCAGGAGCUCAUUGGGGACUUCUCCAAGGCUUAUCUCCUCCAGACGGUGGAGGGGAAGCACCAGGACCUGAAGUACAUUUCCCCUGAAAUGAUGGUGGCGGUGCUGACGGGGCAGUUCAGCAGCCUCAUUGAGAGCUGCGUGAUCGUGGACUGCAGGUACCCCUAUGAGUACGAAGGAGGCCACAUCAAGGGAGCCAUCAACCUGCCGAUGGAGCAGGAUGUGGAAGAGUUCCUGCUGAAGAAGCCCAUUGUGCCCUUUGAUGCCAGCAAGAGGGUGAUCGUCAUCUUCCACUGCGAGUUCUCCUCUGAGAGGGGGCCCAGGAUGUGCCGGUUUGUCAGGGAGAAGGACCGAGCCUGUAAUGAGUACCCCCACCUCCACUACCCUGAGCUCUAUGUCUUGAAGGGAGGGUACCGGGAGUUCUUCCCCCAGUACCAGACACACUGCGAGCCGCAGGACUACCGCCCCAUGCACCACAAGGACUUCAAGGAGGAUCUGUGCAAGUUCCGCCUGAAGAGCCGCACUUGGGCAGGCGAGCGCAGCAAGCGGGAGCUCUACAGUAGACUCAAGAACUUCUGAUGGACCUCCCCCAGUCCCCCACCUGCCCUGGGGGGCAUCUACAGCCCCACACCUUCCCCAGGGGCUGCCAUUGGGCAACAUCCCCUAGCUCAAAACCUGGCCACCCCCAACCCUCCUCCACAGGGUGCCUCAGUAGUGGCGGGGUGGGGUAUGGUUGUGGUUUUACUUUUUUUUUUUUUUUUUUUACCCUAAAGAGGGUAAAAAAUGGGGUUAGGUUUUACCUUAAGUGGGGGCUGUAGUGGGGGUGCCUGGGGCUGCUCCAUCCAGGCUGUAAGUCACUGCCAGGUUCAGGCUUGCUCUGGGGAGGGUGUGCAGAGCUGUGGUGGGUGCAAGCUGCCUCCCCAGCUCUUGCCUCCCUGGCAGUAGGCUGGCAUGCUGUGGGGCAGCCCCCCAGCCCUUCCUCUUGCACCCUGAGCUGCGGGGAGCCUGUGCCAGCUCUGGGAAAGCCACGGGGCUGCAGCAUAUCCCUCCCUGAUCCCUGGGGAGGGGGUAUGGAGCUGGGAAGGAUUUCCCACCCCCACCCUCAGGGGCUUAACCAGAACUGUUCCAGAAAAGCACUUAAACCUCAUUUGCAGCUGGUGGGUGCCCUUCUCUGCUUGGGGUAGAGGCAAGCAGGUGCUGCAGGAGGUGCACCCCUUGUUGUAAUAGUCACAGACUGCAUCAGCCUGGGUUUGGUUGGGGGGUUUAUUUGGUGGUGGCUGGGAUUUGUUUCCCUUCCCCUCCCCCCCUUAUUUAAAGUAGUUUGUUUUUUUUUAAGCCAGCAGUGGUGAACUUUGGGGGAUGGAGGGUUGUCCCCCCACUCUGGAGCUGGGCAGGGUCCCAUAGGGUCAAGCACUUGCCUGCCAAAGCAGGGUGAGCUGGAGGGGAGGGAGAUGUUUCCUUGGCUGGGGGCUGCCACCAUCGUGCUGCACCUGUUUGUCUUGUUAAAGUUUUAUGUUGUGUUGAGUGUUUUUCAUACUCCUGGCUAAUUAAAUCCUUCGGGAGCCAGAA
Molecule: messenger RNA, 2638 nt
Organism: Falco peregrinus (peregrine falcon)
Lineage: Eukaryota; Metazoa; Chordata; Aves; Falconiformes; Falconidae
Gene: CDC25B
Product: cell division cycle 25B
Exons: 16
Coding region: 68-1648 (526 amino acids)
Biological process (GO): protein dephosphorylation; G2/M transition of mitotic cell cycle; positive regulation of G2/MI transition of meiotic cell cycle
Cellular component (GO): cytoplasm; nucleus
Molecular function (GO): protein tyrosine phosphatase activity
Source: RefSeq, a predicted model, not a curated record